AUGCUCACCGUCUGCUCCAAUCCAACCCUUACCCCCCCAUCCAUGCUCGCCCAUGCCUCAGAGCUCUUCGUCGUCUGCGAAUGGCUCCAACAAACCGCGCCCGUGCCGGAUGUGUCGAAUGCGGGCGCGCUCAAUGGCUACUGGCGCUUCAUGAAGAUCGCGAUCAUGCAGGGUCUGCAAAUGGGCCAGCGCACCGCGGGCAUCGUCACGGAGAUGGACCCCGACGCGGUCAACCGGGGUGGUCGAUUGGCAGAAGCCGCUCAACUGUGCCGUAGAGCGAAACAGCCGUGGCGGGCGGCGAGCAUCAACGGGUCGCUGCUGCUUCGGUGGGGUGCACUCAGUAAUCGGCACAUUCGCACUGUGCGGGACAUGCUAUCUGAAACCAUAGCAGCGAAAGGAUGCCCGGGCGAAGAAGACUCGGCGGACAGCAUGGAUCUGGACGAGGGAUGGACCAGCAACGUGCGCAGGAAGCUCUGGAAGACCACAUGCAUGCGGGCCGCGCUGAACGUACAUUUCUCACUGCAGACCCCAGCACUGUCGACGACAGAGCGCGCUCUGUACGCCGCUCUCGCCCCUUCACCACAGACUGCGGUGUCGUUGAGAGCGGUGUGCCACACGUGGUUGGACCAACUCUGGGCAGCCAUGUCCGUUGCGUGCGAGGACCGGUUGACGACGGCAUUUGCCAGCCUGGAGCAUGAAAGUUUCUGGGAAGGUGGCUUGGCUGCCGUCGAUUCGAUGGAGAUGCCUGAGAGUACUGCGGAACUGCAUAGCAUGGAGGUGGACGGUGCGGUUUGGGAGCAGGAAGUCUUCAGUGCACUCGAGCCUCCGGCGGAUAACCCUUUCCAUGUGACCCAAUUGCAAGUGAUUCUCAACUGCGCCGAUGCGCUGAUGGACGGAUACGCGAAAGAACUGCAAGCCCAAAGUCUUGACGCGAGUUCUACAGAGUAUCCCGCGAUGACGCGGUUCUUUGCACAUUUGUGCCUGUACUUUCGCAUGGUCGACAUCGCGGUCUCGUCAGACGUCGUUCAAGUGCUCGAGGCGAGAGGCGAACGCGAACUCAUCGCGAUGUACGCCGCCGCGAUGGGCACAGACGCAGUAGAUCGCUACGCGUCAUUCCUCACCUCGCUCGACGUCUCCGUCAGCAUCGCGGACCGGCGAGCGGCCCUCGCGCGCGUGCGCGACCACGGGCUCGACAUGCAGCGAACAAUCACCAUGACGAUGGAGCAAUUACCUAGGGCUGAGGGAUCGCUGCCGAGUGCGGAGGAGAUGGCGGCGACGCCGUCGGAUGUGGAGAUGAUGCUCGUGUGUGCGAUUGAGUGGACAACAUUUAUGGAGUCUACGUAUACAUUCGCGCUCGAGCGGACGAACGCUAUCCUGCGUUACCUCCUCGCUUCUUUUGGCAGCAAAGGGACGAUUGCAGCCGUCUAG
This is a messenger RNA of Laetiporus sulphureus 93-53, 1428 nucleotides long. RefSeq lists its product as uncharacterized. Gene Ontology annotation, cellular component: nuclear pore outer ring; nuclear pore. Gene Ontology annotation, biological process: mRNA export from nucleus; post-transcriptional tethering of RNA polymerase II gene DNA at nuclear periphery; regulation of DNA-templated transcription. Gene Ontology annotation, molecular function: structural constituent of nuclear pore. Bases 1 to 1428 code for a protein of 475 amino acids. NCBI's taxonomy places the organism in Eukaryota, Fungi, Basidiomycota, Agaricomycetes, Polyporales, Laetiporaceae. The record is from RefSeq and is a predicted model, not a curated record. The transcript is spliced from 10 exons.